Messenger RNA from Frankliniella occidentalis (western flower thrips), 1703 nucleotides. RefSeq lists its product as uncharacterized. Lineage: Eukaryota; Metazoa; Arthropoda; Insecta; Thysanoptera; Thripidae. The coding region runs from base 123 to 1394 and encodes 423 amino acids. The transcript has 6 exons. The record is from RefSeq and is a predicted model, not a curated record.
UUAUAUGUGGCGGGAGGCGCGGGGCACACUACACUAGGUCGCCGGCGAGCUAGGCGAAGUCCCCCAGUCUCUCUGUCAGCCCGCGACUGAAACAACGGACCAGUCACCAGCCGUCACAAGUCAUGGCUGAUGCGGACGGGAGCAUCGUGGACGUACCCGACGUCGUGGACAACGCCCUUCGCCACAUCGCCUCAAAGCAGGGCUUCAAGAAACCGCAUUUCCAUGUGACGUCUGGGGCCCAAAAUCGUGAUGGCUACAUGAGCACACUAUUCCGCUGCGUCAUACGGGAUGAGGACUCGGCGGGGCCCACUGAGCUGAAAGUCAUGGUGAAGAUCUCCAGGGAGGGCAUGGAGACCAUGAUGGAGUGUCUGUUCGGCAUAGAGGGCCUGGUGUACGAGACCCUGUUACCCGCCCAGAAGGAACUGGCGGGUCUGCGCGAGCCGCUGCCCUGGCCCAAGUGCUACUUUUCGGACGUGAAGGGUAGACAACCUUACUGCCUUGUACUCGAGGACUUCGGCCCCGAGGGCUUCGUAAACGCUGACAGGAGCAAAGGCCUGGACGCGGCGCACAUGCGGCUUGCACUCGAACAGCUCGGCAAGUUCCAUGGCGCGUCCAUGGCCCUGGUGCGGUUGCGCCCCGAACUGUUCAAGACCAUCAAAGACCAGCUGCCAGUCCUCUUCCGUCUACCCGAGUUCUGCAACAUAAUGAAACCGUUCAUCGUUCCCGUGCCUUCGCUGCCAGGUCUUGUCGAGAGUAGGUAUCCCAAAGGCAGCCACGUGCACACCGUCUUGCGGAAGCUCUGUGACUCCUUCAAGGACACCUUCCCUCAGCUUAUGUGGCCGCUGCCUCCUGAGGACGGCCGCGGAUGCACGUUCGUCCACGGGGACUGCAUGAUCAACAACAUGGCCUUUAAGUACGAUAAGGACGGCGCGGUACAGGCGUGCAAGCUGUACGACUUUCAGGUCGGGUCGUACAUGGAAGUCGCCCAAGACUUCAUGUGGCUGUUGUUCUGCAACACCGAGAAGGAAAUGCGCGACGAGCACUGGGAGUCCCUGCUGCGGGGCUACAUCGACGUUGUGCACGACACCCUGCGGGCGUCCGGCUGCGAUGACCCCGAGGACAUCUACUCAUUGGACCUGCUGAAGGAGCAGCUGAAGCGCCUGGCGGUACCAGCGCUUUGCAUACAGCCCCUUAUGUGGAGCUUCAUGACGGCUGAUGACGAUCAAGUCGACGAGGUGCGCAAUGACAUGGCCGCGCCAGAGCAGUCCGUUUCAGUGCCUCUCCGAACGACGCCGAAGCUCAUCGAGCACUACAUCGGCCUCAUCGAGAACGUGAUUGACUGGGGCUGGUUCCCCACGGUCGAGGACAUCGACCGGUACACCGCGGAGGCCUGAGGCCGACCGAGGCACUACGGGGGAGGUUCUGGAGAGCGCGCUGGCCGUUCACUCCACAUUUAUAUGUAAUUUAUAGGGAGACACAACUAGGAGCGAGCUUUUCUUAUGGGAGCUCUUCUGCACUACUACCUCCUCAGCUACCCCCGCAACACAUGGGCCGGCUGGGUCCCGCCUAUCCCUUUGCGUGGACCCUCGGAAGCAGGUAGCCAAUCCACCACCGCAGCAACAUCUCCUCAGAAAAGCUCGCUCCUGGCUGUGUCUCUCUAUAAUCAUUUUCAAAUCGGAAUAAAACCAUAAUUCCCCACCGAA